This is a messenger RNA of Drosophila novamexicana, 2850 nucleotides long. RefSeq names its product peroxidasin (gene dpr14). The transcript has 7 exons. The coding region runs from base 353 to 1309 and encodes 318 amino acids. Gene Ontology annotation, cellular component: neuron projection membrane. Gene Ontology annotation, biological process: synapse organization. The record is from RefSeq and is a predicted model, not a curated record. NCBI's taxonomy places the organism in Eukaryota, Metazoa, Arthropoda, Insecta, Diptera, Drosophilidae.
GCGAACCAACAACGUUGUCGGCACCGGCAAAUGCAACAUGGGCAUAGAUAUUAUGAUAUCAUUAAAAUGAAUUGUUAUCAAUCGACGCAAAAAGAGAAUCAAUCCAAAAUACGAGAAUCCAAUAUGCUGAGCUGCAAGCUAUAAAGAAGACGAUUUCGUUGCAUUGAGAGCUACUCACGGGCAGAAGAAGGCAAAUAAGUCCAAUUGGAAAAGGCAGCGCAAACAGUUGUGAGCUAUACGAAAGAUGUUUCUGAUUAGCUAAAAGACAAAAAGACAGACAGAGAGUGCGAGAGAGAGAGAGAGAAGAGUAAAACAACAAUUUAAUUGGAUUCGAGUACAUUUAUGCUGCGUGAUGAAAUCUAGAUUAUUUUGGAUAUUUGCAAUUAUAUACUCGUCGCUGCAUCACAUAGGUUCCGGAUCCACCUCGACGACAUUGAAACGUCCCCGAGCUGGAGAUCCAUUUGAUACCUUUCCGAAAAACUUCUGGCAAGAGUUCUCAUCGCCCUUCACAGACACGCCCGAAGAUGAGGAGCUGGAGGUUACCGAGACGACAACGCACGAACCGUUCCCAUUCUUCGCCGAUCCGUAUACGACCAUCAAUAUAAGCACCCAGCUGUCGUCGAACGUGUAUCUGCACUGCCGGGUGAACGAUCUGCAGGGGAAGACGGUCUCGUGGAUGCGACGCAAGGGCGAGGAUCUGACCCUGAUCACGUUUGGCCAGCACACAUAUAGCGGCGAUUCGCGAUACUCGCUGGAGUUCGAGGAGCCCAACGACUGGAAACUCUUGAUACAAUAUGCCAACGAGCGCGACGAGGGCCCCUACGAAUGCCAGGUCUCCUCGCAUCCGCCCUUGGUGCUCCUCGUAUACCUAACUAUAAUUGUUCCUCAUGUGGAAAUUCUCGAUGAGCGAGGAUCGGCCACGCCGGAAAAAUACUACAAGGCUGGCAGCACCAUUGAGUUGCAGUGCGUCAUCUCCAAGAUACCGCAUCCAACGUCAUAUAUCACCUGGCGUCAUGGUCUCCGUUUGCUCAAUUACGAUACCAGUCGCGGCGGCAUUAGCGUUAAGACAGACAUGUUGCCUGGCAGGGCCUUGAGUCGUCUCUAUAUCGCCAAUGCGAAUCGUCAUGACACCGGAAACUAUACCUGUAUGCUGGGCAAUGAGAUAACGGAAACGGUUGUGGUGCAUGUGCUUAAUGGUGAAGAGCCAGCUGCAAUGCAACAUGCGAAUGGGACUCGAUUUAUAUCCAGCCCUCUAACUAUGGUUGUGUUUUUUUUGGUAUUCGCGAUAGUCAAACCGUUUCAGCGAUGACAACAUUGUGAAUGGCCUAUAAAAAUAUAAAAAACAAAAAAACAAAUGAAGAAAAAUAAGAAAAACUUUAAUAAACUUAGACGAAGUGAGAGCGACAGAAGUAUUAUGGGAAAAUGCAUAAACCAAAAUAAGAAUCUUGUCCAGGAUUGCAUUUUCAACUUUUACUCUAAUCAUGGGUUGUUUAAAAAUACACAUAGCAUAAUUGAAUACUAAUUGUAGGCUUAAGAGAGACAUGUAUUUAAACAAAACGAAAAACAAAACCAAAAAAAGGGCGGAUCAGAAAACAAAAAGGUCGUAGAUAAGGGCGUACGAAGGAAGGAGAACGAAAAAAAAAAAGAAAACUAACCUAAAAAUUGAGUUUUGCAAUUGAAAAUGAAUUCAUUAAUUGUACAACAAAGGCCGUGUUUUUUGUUGGCUAACGUACAGAUCCCCCCUUCCCCACCCCCUCCCCACUCUUUAUAUAGCUUGUUUAUAGUUAUUAUUGAUUAAUGCCAUUAUAUAUGUACAUAAUCCUUCAUGUUGAUGGUUGUAGCUUCUUUGAAAUCGAACGGCAUAUCAGUUGGGAUCACAUUGGAAACAUUCUUGGAUGCAAUUUGUUAUAAACAAAUAAUAAUAUACAAGUUAAGACCCAUUUACUUUCCGCUGUCCGAAAAGGAACAAAAAAAAAUCUUUGAAAAUUAUAUAUAUUUUAAUUAUUGAGCAGAUAUAGAUAUGAGUACUUGUUACGCUGAUACUUAGACCAAGAGAACAAAAAAAAAUCAUUAUGUCAUUUAAAAUGGAUACACAUAUCCUUUAAUUUAACAAAUUGUUGUUGCUUCGGAACCAAAAUGAACAUUUUUCAAACAGACAACCGAGCGACGAGAUUAAACACGGACCAAUCGGUUAAUUCAGAAUGAUUUUCACAGUUCACGACUUUCUUUGAUUGGGGCAUUAUCAUUAUCCGAUUUGGUAUAGAUAUAUAUAUAUAUAUAGAAAAGAUUUCGGAAUGUGCUUGGCCGCUUUAUAAAACUUGCUUGCAUCAUUAUUGUUGUAUAUGGAAUUCCUAAAUCCGCUCAUUUUUUUACUCCCAUUUUCUAAACAUAUACUAAGAAAUCAAAAAUCAAAAACAAAACGAAAAUUCAAAGAAACUUAAAGCUCAGCUUAAACUACACAAAAUUAAAUGUUAAGGAUAAAACAUAUAAAUAUAAAGAGAAAAAGUAAACUCGGCUAAUUUCGAAUGGUCCACAGUAGUUAUUGUAAAUUAUUCAAUUGAUCCCAACCAAACCGCGGGUUGGUUUAUUUUAUGGUGUAUGCCCUUAAAUACAAAACAAAUGUUGGAGUGAGAUAACGAAACAAUACUUAGAGACUAAAGAAAAGUGACGAAACUUUUAGAAGCAUUUUGGUUACAGAACAAAUAUUUAAGAAUUAUUACAAAUAAUUGAUAUUAUGAUAACUACAUAAAUAUUUAUGUAUGCGGCCAAUGUCAAUGUCAAUGUCAAAUGCCGUCAUUAAUAUAAUAAUGCAGAAAUUGUAUAAGCCACACAGACACACACACACACGCA